This is a messenger RNA of Salvia splendens (bonfire salvia), 654 nucleotides long. Its product is annotated as probable LRR receptor-like serine/threonine-protein kinase At1g05700. Gene Ontology annotation, molecular function: protein binding. The transcript has 6 exons. NCBI's taxonomy places the organism in Eukaryota, Viridiplantae, Streptophyta, Magnoliopsida, Lamiales, Lamiaceae. The record is from RefSeq and is a predicted model, not a curated record. The coding region runs from base 19 to 654 and encodes 211 amino acids.
UAAGGAGAUUGUGUUGAGAUGAUAGUGGACAGCGCAAUUGCAAUUUCAGCGAACACCACAUUCUCUCUGGUGCCCACCAACGUCUCUACACUUCCCCCACUCUUUAAUGCUCUGGAAAUAUUUCAGAUACCGGAUAACAAGUUAACUGAUGGCACCAACAAAAAAGAUGUUGAAGGCUUAGCUUCUCUGCAAGAGAGAUUCAAAUUAUUGCAAAGUUGGACAAGCGAUCCUUGUCUGCCAGCACCUUAUACAUGGGAUUGGAUCAAAUGCAGUCUUGAUCCUAUUCCGCGAGUAACAGCACUGCUUCUCAAUGGCUACGGCCUGUCAGGGUCGCUUCCGGAUUUCAGUUCCAUGGAUGCUCUUCAAACAAUAGAUGUUCAGAACAACAACUUGCGAGGGCAUGUACCUGAUUUUCUCGGGAUGUUCCUGAACCUCAAAAUAUUGAAUCUUGCUGAUAAUAAGUUCAAUGGUAGUGUGCCAGCCUCCCUGUCAACAAAAAAGGGCUUAAUCUUACGUAAGGUAUCUGGGAAUCCAGGGCUGUGUGCAUCAGAUGUGACAUGCCACAUUUCAGCAGCAUCGCCAACCAACGACAAGAAGAAGAACAUUCUAGAGUUACUGUUUGUCACCAUCACUGCGUUUAUCUUCAUACUAUAA